AUGUUCUCCCGAACUGCAUUUUCGGCCUUCCGCCCCAUCGCGCGGCCAACAUCUCUGCGCCCCGUCCGCGCCUCCGCGCCGGCCUUCAAACUGCCCUCCAUCCUCCACGCCCGUCUCAUCUCCACCGAGACCAAGGCCGCCAUCGACAAGGCCGUUGGCUCUGCCCCAGUCGUGCUGUUCAUGAAGGGUACCCCCGAGACUCCCCAGUGCGGCUUCUCGCGUGCCAGCAUCCAGAUCCUCGGUCUGCAGGGCGUCGACCCUAAGAAGUUUGUUGCGUUUAACGUGCUGGAGGACCCAGAGCUUCGCCAGGGUGUCAAGGAGUACUCCGACUGGCCUACGAUCCCCCAGCUGUACCUGGACAAGGAGUUCGUUGGAGGAUGUGAUAUUCUGAUGUCGAUGCACCAGAACGGUGAGCUCUCGAAGAUGCUCGAGGAGAAGGGUGUCCUGGUAGCGGCGGACCAAUAA
Penicillium waksmanii is the source of this 465-nucleotide messenger RNA. Its product is annotated as monothiol glutaredoxin GRX5. The transcript is spliced from 3 exons. The record is from RefSeq and is a predicted model, not a curated record. NCBI's taxonomy places the organism in Eukaryota, Fungi, Ascomycota, Eurotiomycetes, Eurotiales, Aspergillaceae. The coding region runs from base 1 to 465 and encodes 154 amino acids.